This is a messenger RNA of Paramecium tetraurelia, 1248 nucleotides long. RefSeq lists its product as uncharacterized. NCBI's taxonomy places the organism in Eukaryota, Ciliophora, Oligohymenophorea, Peniculida, Parameciidae. The transcript has 4 exons. Gene Ontology annotation, molecular function: protein kinase activity; ATP binding. Gene Ontology annotation, biological process: protein phosphorylation. The record is from RefSeq and is a predicted model, not a curated record.
AUGGGAAAUACUAUGGUUUUAGAAAAUGAGGACUACAUAUCAUCUAAUAUAAGUUUAUUAAAGGAUAACCUUAAGUACAUUAGCUCUAAGAGACAUCAAUAUUUUGGAUAGAUUCAAAUAUGGAAGAACAAAGCAAAUCCUUAAGAAUGGAUAUUUUCAAAAGUACAUAGUGAUUAAGCAAAAUAGAUUACUUAGAUUGAUAUUGAUUAAAAUAUUAUUAAUACUUAACAUAUAGAAAGGAAGUCAAUGAAACACGAAAAUUUAUUAAAAUAUUAUGGUUGUACCAUUAAAGAAUAAACAUUUUAAGGAACAAUUAAAGAGUAUAGAGUUUAUUAUGAAUUUUAAUUAAUCACUUUAUCGAAGGUUCUUUAAGAUUAUAAAUAGAAUGGUUAAUACGUUGCCGAGUCAUUUAUAUGGAAAUUAAUUACAUAAAUCUCAAAUGUUUUUGGUUAUCUAGAGUGUUAGAAUAAGUACCACUAAAAUAUCACCUUGGAUAGCCUCUUUUUUGAUAAAGAGAAAAAUCUAAAAAUUUUGUAUCAUGGUGCUUUACCAAACAUACUAUCAACAUAUGCUUAAACAUUAGGAAAUUAUAAUUCAAAUAUUUCUUUAACUCCUUAACAGAUGAAGGAUUACUAAAACCAUCUAGCUUGUCUAUAAAUAAAUCCUUUCAAGUAGGAUUCAUAUUAAUUUGGAAUUGUUUUAGUAUCGAUAAUGAGUGGCAAAGAUGUCGCAAAGUGCACAGAUUUUUAUAAAGAAGUAAUACAUUAUUAGUAAAUAUUAAAUUUUUUGGGUUCAGCAUUUCAUUAUUAUUCCUAAAAUUUGAUUAAUUUAGUAGUCAGCUUAUUAUAAUAUGAUGAUUUAUCAAGACCCAAUAUUUCCGAAUUAUUAAAAGCAAAAAUUUAUAAGAAACUUCCAUUCUUAAACUAAAAAUAGCUCAAGAAAUAUAAAUAGCCUGAAAAAAAUACUCUGAAAAGGAUGGAUUCAAAAAUAUCUUAUUCCUUCUAAACGGAGAGAACUGAUAGUUUAAAUAAUAUUCUGACUGAACAUAAUAAGCUGACUCGUUCGAUAACAAAUACCACAAUAAUCUAUUCUUCGCCAGUAAAAUUUUCAUCAAGAACUUCAACUGCAUAUCCUAAAAAAUAUUCAUUAGUAGAUGGGUAUUUUACUCCUAAUACAAAAUAAUCAAGAACCAUUUCAUAUAGAUUUUUUACAAGUAAUAAAAAGAUUUAAUCGCCUUAUAUACAAUGA